AUGGCUCCGAAAAUGGCACGCCAGUCACAAGUAACACCGCAGACCCUUGCACCCCUCAACUUGAGCGCUUAUGGCACGCCUUCGACAAGCCAGCCGUCCACCUCUUCCACCGGCGCCGAAGCCAAGCCGCCAGUCGACAUAGCCGACCUGUGGGCGCAGCUGGCGGCAGUGUCCCCAACCGGCGGAGGCCGUGAUCGUUCCUCGCCGGCCGGGGUGCCCAAACGGCCCCUCACCUUCAAGCAGCAACUGCUCUUGGGUAGCAUGGGAUGUCACGACGAAGACAUCCUGCGCGCCCGCCAUACCAACGCACAGUUCAACGUGCUAACGGCCCUUUGGAUCACAGCUGCCGGCAGCCUGCGUGCGGAAACAGCAAUAGAGCUCAUCUACGAUUACGGCAUGGACGCCGCCACCGUCCUAAAUGCAGACCAAGGCUUUGCACGCACGGUGCAGGAAGCUGCACAGAAGGCGCGAGCGUCAGGAGCCCACCUGGCCACCACCAUGCCAGUCAAGCGACCUGCAACCAGCCCAGCCGAGCCACAUGCCAGUGCCCCCGCUCGCACCCGCUUCCAACCCUUUCGAAAUCACUUCAACCUCACGCGCCUCAUGUCCACCGCCAAUCCUGCUCUGGCCCACAAGAUGGAAGCCUUCUACAUCGCACAGUUCAAGGCACGGGGGCCGGGCAUUGAGCGGUGCUGUUGA
Molecule: messenger RNA, 699 nt
Organism: Volvox carteri f. nagariensis
Lineage: Eukaryota; Viridiplantae; Chlorophyta; Chlorophyceae; Chlamydomonadales; Volvocaceae
Exons: 4
Coding region: 1-699 (232 amino acids)
Source: RefSeq, a predicted model, not a curated record